Molecule: messenger RNA, 2304 nt
Organism: Lodderomyces margitis
Lineage: Eukaryota; Fungi; Ascomycota; Pichiomycetes; Serinales; Debaryomycetaceae
Gene: SCH9
Product: serine/threonine protein kinase
Exons: 1
Coding region: 1-2304 (767 amino acids)
Biological process (GO): protein phosphorylation
Molecular function (GO): protein serine/threonine kinase activity; ATP binding
Source: RefSeq, a predicted model, not a curated record
AUGGCAGAUUUUGCGAAGUCUAUAUUCGGACUUGUAAACUAUCAUAAGAAGGAGAACAGUCAAUCACCAACACCUCCACCUAGUUCAUCUUCCAACACAAAUCAAUCAAUUCACCACCAAUCACAAGAGUUUAAACCAGGGCAGUCGCCCAACGACUACGCUAGAAACCAGCAACAACAACAACAGCAGCAGCAGCAGCAGCAACAACAUUACAGCCACCAUUAUGAAGACCACGGAGUCAAUAAAUUAAUGCCAAAAGGUUUGGUAAACGUUGCACCAACAACAGCCACAGCCGUAUCAACUACUUCCUCGGUUUAUGGCACGACCUCGUCAAACAUCAACAAUGACCCCGGAGCAUACUUAAACCAAACAUUUAAAACCAACGGUUUACAUCCACAACAACCAUUUCGCAACAGCUCUCAGUUCCAACCUUCAUCUUCACAAUCCCAAUUCAACGAAACCCGCAGACAAGAACAAACACAAGCACGUGCGACGAUGGAUUCAUCGCCAAUGAUUAUAACAACUGACGAAACUGGCCAAACAAUCAACUCCAGUGGCAACAACACACAACCAAAGGGUAAACUUAAGGUUACUAUAAUAGAGGCUAGAGACAUUCAAGCCACACAGCCUUAUGCCGUAUGUACAUUCGAAAGUUCAGAGUUUGUCACCAAUGGGCCAGACUCAUUUGGCAAGUCCCCAAUGACAGGUCACGCUGCUGGUGGUGGUCCCAAAAACAUGUACAAUGCAAACCAUGGACUGAAAGCAUUACCUAUGAAGAACCAACGACCACAGUUGUACCAAAGGCAAUUGUCGACUCCUCAGUUGAAUCUAGGAGGUGAAUCGACUAAUCCCAUAUGGAACCACCAAGCAACAUUCGACGUGGUGGGAUCUAAAUCUGAACUUGAUAUUUCGGUUUAUGACGCUGCUAGGGACGAUGCAUUUCUUGGCCAUGUGAGAAUAUUUCCAUCCACUGUAAAGAAUAAGAAAAGUCCUAGCGAAUGGUUGCAGCUUGGAGCAAGAAUAGUUGGAGAAAGAGUAUCUUCUGGUUCCAUUCAAAUACAGUGGGAAUACACCUCAUACGAUGGAAAAAAGGCUUAUGGCCCAGAUGAUUUUGAGUUUCUUAGAUUGUUGGGUAAGGGAACCUUUGGGCAAGUGUUCCAAGUAAAGAAGAAGGAUACAUCGAGAAUCUAUGCCAUGAAGAUUUUAUCAAAGAAGGUUAUAGUGAAAAAGAAGGAAAUAGCCCACACUAUAGGCGAAAGAAAUAUUUUGGUUCGUACAUCUGCUGCCGCAUCGCCAUUCAUUGUGGGGUUGAAAUUCUCAUUUCAAACACCAGCAGAUUUGUUUUUGGUUACUGAUUACAUGUCUGGAGGAGAGUUGUUUUGGCACUUGCAAAAAGAUGGACGUUUUUCAGAAGAGCGGGCCAAAUUUUACAUUGCUGAAUUGGUCUUGGCGUUGGAGCAUUUGCAUGACAAUGAUAUUGUUUAUCGUGAUUUGAAGCCGGAAAAUAUUCUUCUUGAUGCGAAUGGACACAUUGCUUUAUGUGAUUUUGGUCUUUCAAAGGCUAAUUUGAACAAUGAUGGAACAACCAACACAUUUUGUGGAACGACAGAGUAUCUUGCACCCGAGAUUUUAUUGGAUGAGUCAGGCUAUACCAAAAUGGUUGACUUUUGGUCACUUGGGGUGUUGAUUUUCGAAAUGUGUUGCGGCUGGUCACCAUUCUACGCUGAUAAUACUCAACAAAUGUACAAGAAUAUUGCUUUUGGAAAAGUUAGAUUCCCCAAAGAGAUCUUGAGUUCUGAAGGGAGAUCUUUCGUCAAGGGUCUUUUGAAUAGAAACCCAAGGCACAGACUUGGUGCUACUGAUGAUGCGAGAGAGUUGAAGGCUCAUCCUUUCUUUGCUGAUAUCGACUGGAAUUUGCUAAAGGCAAAGAGUAUACCACCACCUUUCAAGCCGCACAUUACAUCCGAAACGGAUACGUCUAAUUUCGAUCCUGAAUUCACUUCUGAGUCCACUUCAGCGUUAAAGAAACAGAUGGAGAUGGCAUCUACCCCAUUGUCUCCAGGAGUUCAAGCAAAUUUCAAAGGAUUCACCUAUGUGGAUGAUUCAGCAAUGGAUGACCAUUUCGGCAGAUCAUACCGUAUGAACACCUUUAAGAACCCCGGUUCUUUUAUUCCAGGUGAUCCAAACUUGCCACCGGCAGAAGAUGCUGUCGAUGACGAUCAGAUAAAUGAAGAAGAUGAAAUGGAAGUUGACGAGGACCACCAAAUGGAUGACGAGUUUGUGAAUGGUAGAUUUGACUUAUAG